Messenger RNA from Saccostrea cuccullata (small rock oyster), 915 nucleotides. RefSeq lists its product as uncharacterized. The record is from RefSeq and is a predicted model, not a curated record. The coding region runs from base 57 to 860 and encodes 267 amino acids. NCBI's taxonomy places the organism in Eukaryota, Metazoa, Mollusca, Bivalvia, Ostreida, Ostreidae. Gene Ontology annotation, molecular function: zinc ion binding; nucleic acid binding. The transcript is spliced from 2 exons.
GUUCAAUUAAUGCGACGUUCGUUACAAAGAAUCGCAGGUUGUAGUAAGUCUUUGGCAUGUCAACAGAAUCAAGUUCAACUUCUACAAGUAAUAGAGAUGUUCCUCGAGAACUACGUACAGAGACAAAUUCUAAUUCCGGCCAGGAUUUUGAUGUUAUUGACGCCGUCAGUUUAUUCAACAGCAGGUUAGACACCGCCCUUGAAAAGCAAAAAACUCUCAUUCUUUCUGAAAUACAAGAUAAGCUUAAACCAACAAAUACAUUUGAGUUCCGCGGAGAAGGAAACAAAAUACAGUUUCAGUUUAAUGAGGAGAGAUUGCGAGGUUUAGAACUGUUAUCACAAAAACUCAUCUCUGGCGAUUUCAGCGGUGUCACAGAUUUAAUUUCCUCCGAGAAAGAGGCCAUUCGUCAACGAAACAAGAUAUUACGAAUAGCUGAUAAACAUGGGUGGGACACGGUUAAGGAGUAUGUGGAUUCUGAUAUUGCUGACAAUAGCGAGGAUGCCGCCAGACUGCGCUCCGCUAUUUCAAGAGCCGCCAACAAGAAACGUAAAUCUCCUUACGACAGACCCGUUUUCCCUAAAACUUCAGGAGUGUUCGAUGGUUUGUCCUCUAGGCAGCUUUUUCUCGGCAGUGCAAAAUUCAACUACCGCCAGCAGUUCAACCCUAGAUUCAUUGCGCCCAGUUCGGCAAAUUACAGAAAUCCCCUACAAACACAAGUCGCAAACAUCGUCUGCCACUACUGUCGACUCCCGGGCCAUUUUGCAAGAUUCUGCCCGUACACUCAGCAACUCCAGUGCUCAACCCCCCAGGGAACCCAAACAACAGCACUCGUUCCAACAUCAACAGCAAACCAGCAAUGAAGUUGAAAUUUGACGAAUUAUCAAGGCCAAUGGAUAAAUAUUGACAAGUUUAAAG